AUGGACAAUUCUGCCAAUCCUCCCAACAUCCACACCAUCGUCAAGGCCCAGAUCGUCUUUCUACUGUCGACUUUGACGGAGGAGAAUUUCGAGAGGAACCAGCAGGAGAUACGCUCCCUCUCCGAGCAGCACGGUGUCGACACGUACUUGCAUUUCAUCCGCCGUCUCAUCGUCCACUCUACCAGCCGACUCACCAAUGCGCCCACUCCGACCCCCUUCGACAAUUCGACCGCCCUCACAUUCCGCCUCCUCGCGCAGGAAACCCAACGCCUUGCACGCGACCCCACCCUUGCUGACCGCUUCCGAGAUGGCAUAGAUAAGGGCGAAGGGGACGUCUUCCGUGCGUUCGAUCUGGCACGGUUCGUAGACCGCGUCGGUCUGCAGCCACUCGAGAGACUCGUGCUCGUGUCCUCGAUCGUCGCAGGACAAACGCGCAGGGACCUCGCGGUGCAAGCAGCCAACAUCAUUCGCACGGACUUUGAGGACGCUGUGAUGGCUAUAUGCCAGCAUCCGUCUUUCGACCACGCCGACCUGUCUCCCGGCCAGCUUGCGAAGCUGUUGACGAACCUGCUGUCGGAGCCUCCAAUAGACGCCCCGGUAUUGGACGCGGUGCAACGACAGGCUCUCAUAACCGCUGCCAUGGCCAAGUACGGCUCAGAGACCGUUUGUCCCAUGUUGCAGCGCAUUUUCCCGGAGCUCAGUUUGCCGGCCGGCACUACCCUGGUGCAGGCGUUAGUGCAGUUGGGCGCCGAGAUCACCGCGGAUCCUGCUGUCGUCCGUGCGCUGUUGGUGCGCUUCAACAUCUCCACCGCGAACCCGCCGCAGAAUGCGCAAGUGGUAGAGUGGAUGCAGAGUGUCGCCCGUCUGGCGUCGGAAGGAACGGUGCUCCCAGACGUGGGUUCAUUCGUCAAGGCGCUCGAUAGCUUUGAUGUCGUUCUUGACUGGGCAGGGGUGAUCAAAGGGUUUGACAUGCCUGACCGUCAGGGCGUGGACACGGCGACGUUGAAGUUGUUGAUCGCCAUCCUUCAGAACUCGCCUCGAGAAGCCGAUCCGCACGCCGUCACUGGCUUCUGGCAGACUUGGUUGAACCCUUUGUACCAGUUGCGCUUGCUCGACGCGCUUCUGUCCCUUCCCGCAGACACGUUCAACUUUGUCACUUUGCCUGGGCACAGGAUUGUAACGGUCGACGACGUCGCCAAUGCCAGUCCGACCAUCAAGUCUCUGGCUGCCAAUGUGCAGGGGCAUACCUGGAACUCGCUCGACCUGUUUGAAGUUCUUGUGAGGUUGUCAGACUCGGACUCUGCGGACGUGAGGAACUUUGUCAGAGAGAUGCUGGACAAAGCCGUCAAAAUCAGCGCGGAGCUGGUGCAUAUGGGUCUUCUACAGGCUCCGAACGCCAACUGGGGCGAGAUCCGGGUGGACUAUACUCAGCGGCUAUUGGCGCUUUUCCUUGCCGGACAUCCGAACCACCAGCUGGUGUUCAUGAGAAUCUGGCAGAUCGAGCCGACGUACCUCACGAAUGCGUUCCGGGACUUUUACGAAGAGAGCCCGCUCAAUAUCACAAGGAUACUUGACGUCGCCCAGGACCUCAAGAUACUGGAUUCGCUCCUCGAGGUCCGGCCUUUCACCUUUGCGCUCGAUGUUGCUGCCCUCGCCUCCCGUCGAGAAUACCUCAACCUCGACAAGUGGCUCGCCGACAAUGUCACCAAUCAUGGCGCCGAGUUCCUUCACGCUGUGAUCGCCUUCCUUGACAUCAAGAUGGAGAGCGAGAAGGCGACGCGUAUCUCGGACCCCGCUGUCGAUCACCGCACAAUGCCCCUCAGUCCGCAGACUAUCACAAUCUUCCUCCGUGUUCUGCGAAACAGCUCCAACAUCAUGCGCGAGAGUGACGUCGACUAUUGCCUCGACGUCCGCAACGCGUGUCUCCAGAUUCACCCGCGGCUCAUGAAUCUUGUUCCGGGGUCCGACGCAGAGCCAGGCAUCUCGGUGGUCAGCUAUUCUGCGGAGAUCGAGGCUGAGGUCGACGGGAUCUACAAGCAGAUGUACGACGAGCAGAUCAGCAUCGACGACGUAAUCGCGCUGUUGCAGAGGAACAAGGAGUCGACGAAUGGGCGCGACCACGAGAUCUUCUCAUGUAUGCUCCACUUCCUCUUCGACGAGUACAAGUUCUUCCAGUCGUUUUACCCGCCGCGCGAGCUCGCCAUGACGGGCUACCUCUUCGGCUCCCUUAUCCAGUACCAACUCGUGGACUACAUCCCUCUCGGCAUCGCCAUUCGCUACGUAGUGGACGCGCUAAACUGUGCUCCUGAGACGAAUCUCUUCAAGUUCGGUAUCCAAGCUUUGUCGAGGUUCGAGUCCCGAUUGGCAGAGUGGCAGCCGCUCUGCCAGGCGCUCCUCAAGAUCCCACAUCUGUUGGAGGCGAGGCCGGACCUGGCCGCGGCCAUACAUCGUGCCAUUGCCAAUGCGGGCGAACACUCGAGCAGCAUUGAUCUGCGACUCGGGACAGGACCUGCCGUGGAGCCUCCGCCUGUCUUUAACGCUAUCCAGCCCGACCCAGUUGAAGAAGAGCUAGAUCAUCCGACGGAAGAGGUAUCCGACAGGAUUCUCUUCAUCGUCAACAACCUGGCGCCGUCGAACUUCGAUUCAAAGCUGUUGGAGAUGCAGGACCACUUUAGGGAGCCAUUUUCGUGGUGGUUCGCAAACUACCUCGUCGACCAGCGUGUGAGCACGGAGCCAAACAACCACCAGCUCUAUCUACGCUUCCUAGACGCGUUGGACGCUCCGCUGUUGUUCCGCUUCGUUCUCAACGAGACGUUCGUCAAGUCCGCUGCGAUGCUGAACUCGGAGAAGACGCUGAACUCGAGCUCUGAGAGAGCUAUCUUGAAAAAUGUGGGGAGCUGGCUUGGGAAGAUCACGCUCGCCCGCGACCGUCCUAUCAAACACAAGAACUUGUCGUUCAAAGACCUGUUAAUCGAGGGCUACGAACAUGGCAGGCUCACAGUUGCCAUCCCGUUCGUCUGCAAGACCUUGGAGCCGUGUGCGGCUUCGAAGGUGUUCAAGCCACCUAACCCGUGGUUAAUGGCCGUUAUCAGCCUUCUCGCCGAGUUGUACCACUUCGCUGAGCUGAAGUCGAUUCUCAAGUUCGAGAUCGAGCUGCUAUGCAAGGCAUUGGACAUCGACCUCGACGCAGUGCAGGCGACUACCAUUUUGCGGAACCGACCGUUGGCGGACACCUUGACAGGCUCCGGGUUGCCGAACUACGUGGGGAUCGACUCCCUGCCGAUGGGCGACUACGGGGGCUUGCAAGGCAGUGAAUCGCAGAUGGCUUUGCUCGGACCGACGAGUCCUUCUGAGUCGCAGCGCGCCCUGGGAGCGCACAUCGAGAAUAUCUUGUCGAGCCUCUUGCCGCUUGUGCAGAUCAGUCCUCACCUCCAGCCCCUGAAUACCAACCAAUCGUUCAAGCGAGCUGUGCAAAUGGCAGUUGAUCGUGCAGUGCGAGAGAUCAUCUUGCCCGUCGUUGAGCGCUCUGUCACCAUCGCCGGCAUCUCGACACGGGAACUCGUAGCCAAGGAUUUUGCGACUGAGUCCAAUGAGGAGAAGAUGCGCAAAGCUGGUCACUUGAUGGCGCAGAAGCUUGCGGGUAGUCUGGCUUUAGUAACCUGCAAGGAACCGCUGAAGACGAACCUGACCUCUCACAUCCGCAACUUCUUGAACGAAUUUGGCUUCACCGAGCAGGUUGUGCCUGAACAGGCGGUUAGUCUGCUGGUCGCAGAUAACAUUGACCUAGCAUGCCAGGCCAUCGAAAAGGCCGCUAUGGAUCGCGCUGUCAUCGACGUCGAUGACGGCUUUGCCGCAGCGUAUGAAGCUCGCCGACGUCACCGCGAACAGCGACCUGGCCAAGCUUUCUGGGAUCCUACUGCGCCUCAAUCACAGCUCGCCUCUACACUGCCAGAGCCGUUGCGCAUUAAGCCGUCGGGUGUGCAACCUCUGCAGGCCGGGGUGUACGAAGACUUCGGUAACAUGGACGGGAUCAUGUCACAACUAUUCGCGCAUAGCUCCCCGGGAUCCGACGGCAAGAGGCGGGCGUUCACAAGCAGACCAAGCUCUACGGUGUCAUACCCGCGCAACGACCAUAUGUCGGCGGCGUAUCCAGCAUCGCCGUUGCCAGUAGUUGGCGCAGGUCAGAUCACGCGUCACCAAGAUGCGAUGGACCGGUUCAACCUUCUCGUAAAAGACCUCGAAGCACUCAUGCUGCAGCUACCCAUCCCGUCUCUGUCUGCCCUGCCACCCAACCACGAAAGCCGGGGGCUCGUUCGUCAAAUCUUGAUCCUUGCUGCUGAAACCACAGAUCGUCAGCGCACGCCCCUCCUCAUGUCCCAGAAGAUCGUUCAAUUCCUCUACAAGACGCCGACUCCGCUUGGUCGGGAGAUCUACGUUACUCUUUUGGAGCAGCUGUGCAACUCUUUCGAGGAGGUCGCGAAGGAAGCAAUAACCUGGCUCAUCUACGCUGACGACGAGCGCAAAUACAACGUCCCCGUCAUGACUACCUUACUGCGCAGUGGACUUGUCCCGAUCGUGCAGCAAGAUCAGCAACUGGCGAAAACCGUCUACACUGAUCCUCGCCCUAGCCUACUGGACUUUGCCGCAGAGCUCAUACGUGAGUGCUUGUCAAGCGAUCCUCCAUUUGCAUCCCAGGCCCAGUUCGCCUACACUCUGGAGGUCCUCAACCAAUUGUCGCAGUCUAACAAGGCUACCGAUGAGGUACACAGGCUUCUAGAUGACCUCCGUGGCGUGCGAAGGCCGUCCCUUCAACAGCCUAUCGGCGAAAUUCCUAUCGCUCGGCCGCCGUCUGUAAAGCCCGAAACCGAACAGCUGAGGGAGAAACUGUUUUCGUGGUUCCAGCAAUGGGUGUCCAUUUUCCAGCGGUCACAUUCGCCGGAGAAGGCCUUUGUGCCGUUCAUCACGCAGCUGACGAAGCAGAACAUCCUGAAAGCAGAAGAUGUCUCGUCAUUCUUCUUCCGCGUCUGCGCGGAGUCGAGCGUGAACAGCUACAUCAAGUGCAUUCAUGCCGGAGAGUUCACCUACGCUUUCCAAGCACUCGAUGCUAUGUCGAGGCUGAUUGUGUACAUCAUCAAGUAUCACGGUGAUGCCUCGGGAGUCAACAAUGACCAGGCGAAGGUGCAUUACCUGACGAAGAUCCUCUCGAUUUUCGUGCUUGUUUUGGCGAAUAUGCACGAAGAGCAAGGGGCUCUAUUCGAGCAGAAGCCGUUCUUCCGCUUUUUCUGCAGCUUGUUGAACGACUUGCACACCAUCGAGUCAGGCCUCGGUACAGCGUACUUCCAACUGCUGGUUGCCAUCAGCGAUACCUUCAGCUCAUUGCAACCGACGUACUUCCCGGGCUUUGCCUUCUCCUGGAUGAGUUUGAUCUCUCACCGGCUCUUCAUGCCCAAACUCUUGUUGUCGGAGAACCGCGCUGGAUGGUCGGCCUUCUAUAAGCUGCUCGUCUCGCUCUUCAAAUUCCUGUCACCCUUCUUGAAAGCGGCUGAUCUGCAGCCGGCCUCGAGAGACCUCUAUCGCGGCUCCCUUCGGCUCCUCCUUGUGCUCCUUCACGACUUCCCGGAGUUCCUCAGCGAAUACUAUUUCUCCCUCUGUGAUGUGAUACCCCCGCGGUGCAUUCAGCUGCGCAACGUCAUCUUGAGCGCUUUCCCCCCUACCAUCGUGCUACCCGACCCUCACCUCCACAACGUGGAGUUCGACUCUAUCCCGGAGAUGGGUCCCAUUCCGCCCAUCCUGUCCGACUUCGCCUCCGGUCUCAAAGCGGGUGACUUGCGGCUGUACCUCGAUCAGUACCUCCUCAACCGUGGCACGCCUUCGUUUUUGCCUUCCCUCAAGGACCGCCUGCGGCUGUCUGCUGCGUCGGAAGCAUCGAUGGAGACGUACAAUCUAUCUCUGAUCAACUCCCUCGUGAUGUACAUCGGCGUGUCGUCGGUCGCUCAGGCUAAAGCACGGAGUGGUAGCUCGCUUUUCGUUGCUAGCGACCCUGGUGUUGUCGCUUUGCUGUUCCUUGCGAAUGAUCUGGAUGCCGAAGGCCAGCAUCACCUUCUCAGUGCAAUGGUGUUGCACUUGCGCUACCCCAACGCACACACUCAUUGGUUCAGCUCGCUCAUGCUCCACCUGUUCGUGGAAGUCAAGAGUAAUCAGUUCAGAGAGAUCAUGACGAAGGUCUUGUUGGAGCGCUUCUUGGUGCAUCGCCCGCACCCGUGGGGUGCCUUGGUCACCUUCAUCGAGCUACUUCUGAACACGAAGUAUGACUUCUGGAACCAAGAGUUCAUCCGUGUCGCUCCCGAAGUCACGCUACUUCUUGAGACUGUUGCGCGAUCCAUUUUCCAGUCGUAG
Fomitopsis serialis is the source of this 6396-nucleotide messenger RNA. RefSeq names its product Not1-domain-containing protein. The transcript is spliced from 12 exons. The record is from RefSeq and is a predicted model, not a curated record. Gene Ontology annotation, biological process: nuclear-transcribed mRNA catabolic process, deadenylation-dependent decay. Gene Ontology annotation, molecular function: molecular adaptor activity. Gene Ontology annotation, cellular component: P-body; CCR4-NOT core complex. The coding region runs from base 1 to 6396 and encodes 2131 amino acids. NCBI's taxonomy places the organism in Eukaryota, Fungi, Basidiomycota, Agaricomycetes, Polyporales, Fomitopsidaceae.